UUUUUUUUUUUUUUUUUUUUUUUUUUUAAAAGAACGCCUUUCUUUGCUCCCUUCCUCCUCCUCAAUGGAAGGCCUCGAGGUCGAGGGUCCCGCCUCCGCCUCCGCUGCCCAGACGGGCCCACCUGAAUCACACGAUCUUGAUCUUGACUACUCUUCACCCGUUGGAUCUCCGGACCACGAACACCACCACCACCACGAUGACGUGCUUCCCGAGAUUCACGCACUGCCGUCCGAUGACGAUCAUGAUCAUGAUCACGAUCCCGAUCACGAUCACGAUCACGGUCCAGAGCAUGAGCAAGAGCAAGUUCAAGGUUCCCCCGGUGGGCCCGCCGUCCUCACCGAUGAUCUCAAGCAUAAGAUUAUCAAGCAGGCAGAGUAUUACUUUAGCGAUGAAAAUUUGCCAAACGACAAGUAUAUGAUGAGCUUGGUGAAGAAGAAUAAAGAGGGGUUUGUUCCUAUAGCAGUUAUAGGUUCUUUUAGGAAAAUGAAGAAGCUCACCCGUGACUAUAAAUUGAUAGCAGCUGCACUAAGGGAGUCUUCAUUCCUUGUUGUGAAUCCAAAUGGAAAGAGGGUGAAACGACUUCAUCCUCUUCAGUUAACUGAGCCUAGGGAUCCAAAGUUAUACACUGUUUUGGUAGAAAAUUUACCUGAGGAUCAUUCUAUGGAGAACAUUCAGAGGAUAUUUGGUGGAGCUGGAAAGGUAAAGAAUAUAUGUUUUCGUGAUCCCCAUGCAGUAGAAGAGUCAACGAAAGGCUGCAAGCCUGAUAUGCUGAUCAGUAGUAAGUUACAUGCUCUUGUGGAGUAUGAGACUGUGGCAGCUGCUGAGAAAGCUGUGGCUACUUUGAAUGAUGAACAGGACUGGAGAAAUGGCAUGCGGGUCAAGCCUCUUAAUAGAGUGGGAAAGUAUGGGCAGAGAAGACAACCAUGGAGGGGAUCGGGAUCUGAUUCUGAGAGGAAUAAUACUAGCCGGGGAUCUGAUUCUGAGAGGAAUAGUACUAGCCGGGGAUCUGAUCAUGCAGGAGAUGAGGAAAAUCAUAACUUGAGUGAGCAUCAUGAUGAUAUACCUGAUGAAGAGGAUGGGGAGCAUUUAUCCAAGGAGAAAAAUGGGCAUAAAGGUCGAAAUCAAGGCAGACCUAGAAGGCAGAAUUAUCGUGGCAACAAUGGGCUAGGUCAUGGAAGAACUUCAUCAACUCAUCCCAUUGAAGCCUCAAAGCCACCUCCUGGGCCAAGAAUGCCUGAUGGAACUAGGGGAUUCACAAUGGGGCGUGGUCGGCCUCCCAUUUCCAAUCAAAGUUAGCAAGUGUUUUGAAUCUUUGAUCACCAGAUGGAGAGUAAUUCUUGUACUUGAUGCUCUUUCCAAAUAUCUUUUGGUGAUCAGGGAGUCAGAAGUGGGUAUAUCCAUGAUGGAUUAUAUCUGAACCACUUGGAUUUACAAAUUGUCAUCAUAAUUACUUCUGAUUCUAUUGUUACACUAAUGCUUGUUAGAUUUGCUUGUAACAUUUUGAUUAAAAAAAAAAAUACGACCACAGUCAGUAUUCAGCCGUGGUCACUCCUUGGAGACAGCGUGGAUGUCUUAAGUUU
This is a messenger RNA of Quercus lobata, 1581 nucleotides long. RefSeq names its product RNA-binding protein (gene LARP6A). Lineage: Eukaryota; Viridiplantae; Streptophyta; Magnoliopsida; Fagales; Fagaceae. The record is from RefSeq and is a predicted model, not a curated record. Gene Ontology annotation, molecular function: mRNA binding. Gene Ontology annotation, cellular component: ribonucleoprotein complex; nucleus. Gene Ontology annotation, biological process: RNA processing. The transcript has 11 exons. The coding region runs from base 65 to 1297 and encodes 410 amino acids.